GUAAGAAGGACAAUUCAAGGUGUGCAUAAAAUCGAUAAAAUGAUCAGCAACUGCGCAGUUUUCUCCGAUCUCACACAACAUGGUAAGCUGAAUCGAAAAGCUCUGGCAUCGCACUGCAGCCUAUCUACAUACUACGUGUCUAGUGCUAUCGGGAGGCGAAACCGUGAGUCCGCGAAAACUCCUCCUCGACGUUUCCCGCAAUUCGUCCAUUUUCACGUAAUCGCACAUGGUGUCACACCAGCGGGUAACCGUCAGCCUUCUAGAAAUCUAGAUUUACACCGAUUUAGCGUAUACUAACUCACUCCCGAGCCUGUUAAAUGCAUGACACUGAGGAUAUGCCGGCCGAUGCCGAUUUCGACGAGGAGGAACCGUCGUUCAGCGACCCAGAAGACUUCGAAGAUGACAUCGACGAUGAGGGUGAGCAAACGCAGGAAAGAUGCCGGUUUUUUUUGCGGCCUGUAGAGCUAGCUAGUUGGGUUAGUUUAGCUAGCUGUUUUAGCUUAUGUAGCUAGCUACAAGGCUAUCAUUGCUAACUAUCUAGCAAAAUACAAUACAUGUAAUGUAAACCAAAUGUAUAUAAAUAAUUGUUGUUGAAAUAUUUAUUUAUAUUUUUUUGAAGGGUCAACGUAAAGAUCAGCUAACGAUCACUUUUGAGAACGUUCGUAAAAGUGAUAAUGUUAGCUAGCUACAGUAGUUGCUAAGCUAACAGUGGGAUUCAUUCAUGCUUCGCCCAUCCACUCAAAAGUGGUCCAUACAAAUGGCGUAGCAAAGAAGAACCAUGUACGCCGGUGACAUUUUACACCUUUGUUUGCUAGCUAUGUUAUUAUUGUAAACAAUCUGUAACAAACGCUAGUAGACCUGUUUUUGUCUCCAGUUGUUAGCUACCUUGAAGCGGGACAUUCUGACGCCCCGACGUCAGUGCAUUACUAGCUACUGUUAGCUAACGUAACUACCAGCUGUCAGAUAAUGGUGAACUCAGCAGUGUUUAUAAAGUACCGCAACAUAACCCAAACUACAUCCUCACAGCCUUUACCCUAGUUUAAUUUUCAGCAGGUGUGGCGCUAAGACCCCCAAAGCAACAUGUAUAGGUCUUUUGGCACACAAAUGGUCAAUUGACUUUCUGGGUGACAACAGAGCUAACUUAGGUGACAUGGCCUCCAGUUAAUUGUUCAAACAUGUAAAAAUGUAUGCGCGCACACGAAUCGCUUUGGAUAAAUGUGUCUUCUAAAUGGCAUUAUUAUUACAUGGGGCCAUCUUUGUCUCUACACAAUCAAUGGUAUGGAAAACACUGGUUUGAUAAACUACCACACCAACUAACAAUCUCUUUUCCCUCCACCCUCUCCCCUCAUCCAUCCUUCCCCCUCAUCCAUCCCUCCAACCCCACCCCUCCAUCCCCCUGUAGAGUUGCUGGGUGACCUGCUGCGGGAGAAGCCCCAGGAGGCAGACGGGAUAGACUCUGUGGUUGUCGUGGACAACGUGCCCCAGGUCGGCCCCGAGCGCCUGGAGAAGCUGAAGAACGUCAUCCACAAGAUAUUCUCCAAGUUCGGCAAGAUCACUAACGAGUUCUACCCGACGGUAGAGGGACCUGAAGGACUCACUAAGGGGUGAGUAGCAGGGUGUAGGGAGGCUGUAGUAGGGCUGUAGUAGGGGUGUAGUAGGGGUGUAGGGAGGCUGUAUAGGAGGCUGUGUAUAGGUGAGGAGGCUGUAGUAGGGGUGUAUAGGGUGUAGUAGGGUGUAGGGAGGCUGUAGUAGGGGGUGUAGGGAGGCUUAGUAGGUGAGCUUAGGUAGGGUGUAGGGAGGCGUGUAGUAGGGGUAGGCUGUUAGGGGUGUAGGAUGGUGGGAUAGUAGGGUGUAGGGAGGCUGUAGUGGGGCUGUAGUAGGGAAGGCUGUAGUAGGGUGGCGUAUGGGGUGUAGGGAGCUGUAGUAGGGGUGUGUAGGGAGGCUGGUGUAGGGAGGCUGUAGUAGGGGUGUAGGGAGGCUGUAGUAGGGGUGUAGGGAGGCUGUAGUAGGGUGUGUAGGGGUGUAGUAGGGGUGUAGGGAGGCUGUAGUAGGGAGGCUGUAGUAGGGGUGUAGGGAGGCUGUAGUAGGGAGCUGUAGUAGGGGUGUAGUAGGGGUGUAGGGAGGCUGUAGUAGGGAGGCUGUAGUAGGGGUGUAGGGAGGCUGUAGUAUGGGAGGCUGGUGUAGGGGUGCAGGGAGGCUGUAGUAGGGGUGUAGGGAGGCUGUAGUAGGGAGGCUGUAGUAGGGGUGUAGGGAGGCUGUAGUAGGGGUGUAGUAGGGGUGUAGGGAGGCUGUAGUAGGGAGGCUGUAGUAGGGGUGUAGGGAGGCUGUAGUAGGGGUGUAGUAGGGGUGCAGGGAGGCUGUAGUAAGGGGUGUAGGGAGGCUGUAGUAGGGGUGUAGGGAGGCUGUAGUAGGGGUGUAGGGAGGCUGUAGUAGGGGUGCAGGGAGGCUGUAGUAGGGGUUAGUAGGGGUGCUGUAGGGAGGCUGUAGUAGGGGUGUAGGGUAGGGGCUGUAGUAGGGAGGCUGUAGUAGGGGGGUGUAGGGAGGCUGGUAGUAGGGGUGUAGGGAGGCUGUAGUAGGGGUGCAGGAGGCUGGUGUAGGGGUGUAGUGUAGGAGGCUGUAGUAGGGGUGUAGGGAGGCUGUAGUAGGGAGCUGUAGUAGGGGUGCAGGGAGGCUGUAGUAGGGGUGUAGGGAGGCUGUAGUAGGGAGGCUGUAGUAGGGGUGUAGGGAGGCUGUAGUAGGGGUGUUGGAGGCUGGUAGUAGGGAGGCUGUAGUAGGGGUGUAGGGAGGCUGUAGUAGGGGUGUAGUAGGGGUGUAGGGAGGCUGUAGUAGGGAGGCUGUAGUAGGGGUGUAGGGAGGCUGUAGUAGGGGUGUAGUAGGGGUGUAGUAGGGGUGUAGGGAGGCUGUAGUAGGGAGGCUGUAGUAGGGGUGUUGGGAGGCUGUAGUAGGGAGGCUGUAGUAGGGGUGUAGUAGGGGUGCAGGGAGGCUGUAGUAGGGGGUGUAGUAGGGAGGCUGUAGUAGGGGUGUUGGGAGGCUGUAGUAGGGAGGCUGUAGUAGGGAGGCUGUAGUAGGGGUGCAGGGAGGCUGUAGUAGGGGUGUAGUAGGGGUGCAGGGAGGCUGUAGUAGGGGUGUAGGGAGGCUGUAGUAGGGGUGUAGUAGGGGUGUAGUAGGGAGGCUGUAGUAGGGAGGCUGUAGUAGGGAGGCUGUAGUAGGGGUGCAGGGAGGCUGUAGUAGGGGUGCAGGGAGGCUGUAGUAGGGGUGCAGGGAGGCUGUAGUAGGGAGGCUGGUGUAGGGGUGUAGUAGGGGUGUAGGGAGGCUGUAGUAGGGAGGCUGUAGUAGGGGUGUAGGGAGGCUGUAGUAGGGGUGUAGUAGGGGUGUAGAGUUGUCACGAUACUAAGAAGUGAGGGAGGAAAGAACAUGAAGCAGACUCAAUGUCUUGAGGAAAACAGUCCUAAUGUUGGGGGGAAAACAGCCUUGUGUUUGUCAACCACAGAGUUUUACCCCAAGGCUGACACGCACUAAAGUGACUGUUAGCUAGCUAUGUUUGUUCUGUUACGGAUGGAGGUGGAGGACAUAGCCUCUAGAUAGAAGGGUGGAGGACAUAGCCUCUAGAUAGAAGGGUGGAGGACAUAGCCUCUAGAUAGAAGGGUGGAGGACAUAGCCUCUAGAUAGAAGGGUGGAGGACAUAGCCUCUAGAUAGAAGGGUGGAGGACAUAGCCUCUAGAUAGAAGGGUGGAGGACAUAGCCUCUAGAUAGAAGGGUGGAGGACAUAGCCUCUAGAUAGAAGGGUGGAGGACAUAGCCUCUAGAUAGAAGGGUGGAGGACAUAGCCUCUAGAUAGAAGGGUGGAGGACAUAGCCUCUAGAUAGAAGGGUGGAGGACAUAGCCUCUAGAUAGAAGGGUGGAGGACAGGAUGUAGCGAGGUGUAGGACAUUGCACUCAGAUGUACUCUAUCUAGAGGCUGAGUUUUACACUUGUCUGCCCUGGAAUUGCAGCAUCCGUGUACUAGCAUGCAGGUGGCUCUGUGUACAUGUACCUGCUAGCUGAAGCAUUCUUGGAAAUAAUCAACAAUUGGUUUGUCAUUCCAGGUUAGAGAACUUACAUUCCCAUACAGUCAUGUGGAUUCACUUUUUGACAACUUGAGAAAGUUACACAUUAUGAUGCAUAACUAGUUAAUGUCCUAAUUCGUAUCCUUCUGUAGGUGUAUCUUCCUGGAGGAUCCCACCCAGACCAAUAGUUAGUCAACCUGUAGUUCAUGUUAUGUCUCCUCUGUAGGUACAUCUUCCUGGAGUAUGGAGCUCCUACUCAGGCUCUGGAGGCAGUGAAGAACGCUGACGGCUACAAGCUGGACAAGCAGCACACCUUCAGAGUCAACGUGUUCACCGACUUCGACAAGUAAGAAGACUCAAACACACAGGGGGGUUCAGGGCAUCAUUCCAGCUGUUAUAGGGGUGUCUGGUUAGUGUUGGGUCAUCUAGGCAAAACGUGGCAGAAACGUUUGACAUGGAUAUACGUGAUUAUAGAAAUGUCUGCUGUGGAUUUGUGAUGUUGUGCCCCAGGUACAUGAGUAUCAGUGAUGAGUGGGAGACUCCGGAGAAGCAGCCCUUCAAGGACUUUGUGAGUGUUACCAACUGUCACUUCAACCACCCAUUCAGAGAAUACCCAGCCGGUGUUGUAGAGGAAGAAGUCAUCGCUAACGGUGACUUCCUGUUUGUGUUGCCAGGGUAACAUGCGUCACUGGAUGGAGGAUCCUGACUGUCGUGACCAGUACAGCGUCAUCUACGAAUCAGGAGAGAGGACCGCCAUCUUCAACAACGACGCCAAGGAUCCAAUCGUCUCCGAGGAGAGGGCGGUGAGUCAACCGUUCAACCAAUCACGACAGCGCAGUGAGACGAUGGUUCAACCAAUCAGAAUUGUUUCUGCACUGAUCAUUCUACAUCUACAGAUGGACUUUGAGGGCCUUGAUGCUUAAAAGUAGUGAGAUCUAACUAACAACUAGAAGGCUUGAUUGUCUAAUCAAAAUGUCUGCCGUGGUGUAUAUUAAUUGAUUUUGAGAUUGUGCUGUGACUGUGUUGUGUCCCUGUAGCGCUGGACGGAGACGUAUGUCCGCUGGUCUCCCAAGGGAACCUACCUGGCCACGUUCCACCAGCGAGGCAUUGCAUUGUGGGGUGGAGAGAAGUUCAAGCAGAUCCAACGUUUCAGCCACCAGGGGGUGUCUCUGAUCGACUUCUCCCCCUGUGAGAGGUAACCAAUCACAUUAUCAAUAACCUAUAAUCAAUAACUAGAGAUUCAUCCACCAGGGAGUGUCUCUGAUCGACUUCUUCCCCUGGGAGAGGUAACCAAUCACUAAUUAAUAAUCAAUGCCUGUCUAUAUCACAUCUAUGAAGCCUUAUGAAGCUACAUUAAGUUGUUAUAAUGCUUCAUUCCCUGAUGGAAACUGAGGACCCUCAGGCCAUAAUGUAACUAUGUAGUCUAAUUUUAAAAUAUAUAUCUUAAAAUAAAAAACAAUAAAAAAAAAACAAUAUAUAAAACAAAUGAAAAUUAAAAAUAUACUCUAAAAUUAUAAAUUAGAAAAAUAUAUAUAAAAAAAAAUAAUAAUAAUUGUAAAGUGGUUGUCCCACUGGCUAUCAUAAGGUGAACGCACCAAUUUGUAAGUCGCUCUGGAUAAGAGCGUCUGCUAAAUGACGUAAAUGUAAUGUAAAAUGUAAAGAAUGCUUGGUAGGUACAGGUAACUGCCAAAAUAAAGGAAACCCCAACAUAAAGUGUCUUAACAGGUCGUUGGGCCACCAAGAGCCAGAACAGCUUCAGUGCUCCUUGGCAUAGAUUCUCCAAGUGUCUGGAACUCUAUUGGAGGGAUGUGACACCAUUCUUCCACAGGAAAUUCCAUCAUUUGAUGUUUUGUUGAUGGUGGUGGAAAACGCUGUCUCAGGCGCCGCUCCAGAAUCUCCCAUAAGGGUUAAAUUGGGUUGAGAUCCAGUGACUGAGACACAAACUCCCUUUAAACCCCCUACGCUCCUUUGAGACACCUCUUUCAAAGUCUCUGAGAUCUCUUCUUAUAGCCAUGGUAGCCAAGAUAAUGGUCAACUGGGCAUUUUUAUACAUGUUAAUUGCUUAAUUAACUCAGGAACCACAGCUGUGUGGAAGCACCUGCUUUCAAUAUACGUUGUAUCCCUCAUUGACUCAAGUGUUUCCUUUAUUUUGGCAGUUACAUGUACGCGGUGAGCCUAGUGUGGUUAUAACCUGUCUGUCAGCUGUAUGAAGCCUUAUGAAGCUACAUAAAUGUGUUAUAAGCGCCUGUUAAGCGACUUUGGGGUCCCUGAAAAGCGCUAUAUGCGUCCCAUGUAUUGAUGUUAUUGUUAUAAUGCUUGGUAGGUACGUAGUGACAUUCAGUCCCCUGAUGGACACUAAGGAGGACCCCCAGGCCAUCAUCAUCUGGGACAUUCUGACUGGCCAGAAGAAGAGAGGCUUCCACUGUGAGAGUUCUGCCCACUGGCCCAUCUUCAAGUAAGGACCAAUUACACACCUCCCUUUCUGUCUUCAUGUCUUUCUUUCUGUCUCUCUUUCUCCUGUUCCUGUCUUUCCAUCUUCAAGUAGCUAAGAACUGUAGCAGAACUUGUUUCUCUCACGUUGGGUCUUGGUUCUGUCCCUAAACUGCAGUGUUGUAAUGUGGGUGUGUCUUGGUUCUGUCCCUAAACUGCAGUGUUGUAAUGUGGGUGUGUCUUGGUUCUGUCCCUAACUGCAGUGUUGUAAUGUGGGUGUGUCUUGGUUCUGUCCCUAACUGCAGUGUUGUAAUGUGGGUGUGUCUUGGUUCUGUCCCUAACUGCAGUGUUGUAAUGUGGGUGUGUCUUGGUUCUCUCCCUAACUGCAGUGUUGUAAUGUGUGUGUCUCUCCAGGUGGAGUCACGAUGGGAAGUUCUUUGCCAGGAUGACCCAGGACACACUGAGCAUCUACGAGACCCCAGUAAGUCCACACCAACACACAUUAUCUAUUGUAGCAGACCCCAGUAAGUCCACACCAACACACAUUAUCUAUUGUAGCAGACCCCAGUAAGUCCACACCAACACACAUUAUCUAUUGUAGCAGACCCCAGUAAGUCCACACCAACACCCAUUAUCUAUUGUAGGAGACCCCAGUAAGUCCACACCAACACACAUUAUCUAUUGUAGGAGACCCCAGUAAGUCCACACCAACACACAUUAUCUAUUGUAGGAGACCCCAGUAAGUCCACAUUAUCUAUUGUAGGAGACCCCAGUAAGUCCACAUUAUCUAUUGUAGGAGACCCCAGUAAGUCCACAUUAUCUAUUGUAGGAGACCCCAGUAAGUCACCUUUACAUUUCUCCUCAGUGACCAGCCCCACUAACAGUCUGAAUUCUACUGAGUGUCUCUGUAUCUAAAACAGACUGAUACGUUGAUACUUAACAAGCUGUUUUUUCCUUUCAUAGUCCAUGGGCCUGUUGGACAAGAAGAGUCUGAAGAUCACUGGUAUCAAGUAAGUCAUGUCUUUAUGCUAGGGGUGUUAACCCUUAAUCGGUUAGUUAUAUCUGUCAUCAAGUAAGUCAUGUCUUUAUGCUAGGGGUGUUAACCCUUAAUCGGUUAGUUAUAUCUGUCGUCAAGUAAGUCAUGUCUUUAUGCUAGGGGUGUUAACCCUUAAUCGGUUAGUUAUAUCUGUCAUCAAGUAAGUCAUGUCUUUAUGCUAGGGGUGUUAACCCUUAAUCGGUUAGUUAUAUCUGUCAUCAAGUUAGUCAUGGUCGUUGAUGCUAGGGGUGUUUAACCCUUAAUCCGGUUAGUUAUAUCUGUCAUCAAGUAAGUCAUGUCCUUUAGACUGGGGGGUCCUUAACACUGUAAAUCCGGUUAGUGUUAUAUCUGUCCAUCAAGUAAAGUGCAUGGCCUUUAAUGCUGAGGGGUGGUUAACCCUUAAAUCGGUUUAGUUAUAUCUGUCAUCAAGUAAGUUCAUGUCGUUAUACUAAGGGGUGUUACCUAGUGGUGUUUAUCUGUCUCGUAGUAUGUCUUUAUGCUAGGGGUGUUACUAUCGGUAGUUACUGUCUAGUAAUAUGUCUUUAUACUAGGGGUGUUUAUCGGUUAGUUAAUGUCCUUUAUACAGGUGUUUAUCUUAGUAAUUCCUUUAUCGGGUAGUUUAUCUGUUCAGUAAUUGUCUUUAUACUAGGGGUGUUUAUCGGUUAGUAAUGUCUUUAUACUAGGGGUGUUACCCUUAUCGGUUAGUUAUUCUGUAUCAAGUGUAUGUUUUAUCAGGGUUAAUUAAUGUCGUUAUUACUACUGUAUCGUAGUCAUGUCUUAUAUGGGUUUUAACCUACGGUUGUUUAUCUGUCUCAAGUAAGUAUGUCUUUAUCUAGGGGUGUUACCUUAAUCGGUUAGUUAUAUGUCAUCAUUAAUCAUCUAGGGUGUACUUAAUCGGUUAGUAAUCUGUCUCAAUUAUAUGCAUCUUUGGAGUAGGGGUGUUUAUAGCCUAUCAGUUAUUUGACUAGUUUUAUCUGGUUCUUAUCGGUUAGUCUUUCUGUGCAUCUUAGUAUGUCUUUAUACUAGGGUUGAUGUUCAUAACUAUCUAGGCUAUACCGUUGUACUGUUAAUACUAGGCUUGCUAUUUUCUGUUCAAUACAGCUAUACUUUUGACUGUAAGCCAUAGGGCUUGCUAUUGUUGAUGUCUAUACAGGUUAGUUUACUGUAAGCUAUAGCUGUAUCGUUGUAAUGUCUUAUACAGGUAUAGCCUUUUGUGUAAGACAUAGCUUCUUUUACUAGGUGUUGCUAUGUUCAUAACAGGUCUUAUAAGCUUUUACGGUUAGACCAUACUUGCUAUUUUCAUGUUAUACAGUCUAAUAGGCCUUUUUACUGGUAAGAGCCAUACCUUGCUAUUGUUGUAAGCUUUAAUAGAGUCUUUAUACUAGCCUUUUGACUGUAACCAAGCUUGCUAUGUUGCAUGUUCAAUAAAAGGCUAUAGCCUUUUGACUGUAAGGCCAUAGCCUUGCUAUUGUUGCAUGUUCAAUAACGGCUAUAGCCUUUUGACUGUAAGACCAUAGCCUUGCUAUUGUUGCAUGUUCAAUAACAGGCUAUAGCCUUUUGACUGUAAGACCAUAGCCUUGCUAUUGUUGCAUGUUCAAUAACAGGCUAUAGCCUUUUGACUGUAAGACCAUAGCCUUGCUAUUGUUGCAUGUUCAAUAACAGGCUAUAGCCUUUUGACUGUAAGACCAUAGCCUUGCUAUUGUUGCAUGUUCAAUAACAGGCUAUAGCCUUUUGACUGUAAGACCAUAGCCUUGCUAUUGUUGCAUGUUCAAUAACAGGCUAUAGCCUUUUGACUGUAAGACCAUAGCCUUGCUAUUGUUGCAUGUUCAAUAACAGGCUAUAGCCUUUUUGAUGUAAGCCCAUACCCUUUGCUAUUUUGCAGUUAAUAACGGUUGUUUUUAUUAAGCCCUUUUUUUGGGAAAACAGUAAUUUUGUUAAAACCAUACUUGCUAUUUUUGCAUUUCAAAACGGUAUACCCUUUUUGACGUAAGCCAUAGCCUUGUAUUGUUGCAUUUUUUUAUUAAGCUCUAGAGGGAAAUUCGUCCUGUAUGCAUGCAGAGUAUUAUCUGUUGGCCAUGUCAUUUUACUGUUAACGUAUUACCUGUACGUCCUGUGUGUGUGUGUAUAUAAAUCCUCCCCUUCUGUAGGGACUUCUCCUGGUCCCCAGGUGAUGACAUCACAGCGUUGUAUAAAUCCUCUCCUCCCCUUCUGUAGGGCUUCUCCGGGCCCCCCGGGGUGAAAAAAUAAAAGGUGUAUAAACCCCCCUCCCUUCUGUGGGACUUCUUGGUCCCAGGUGAAAACAUCACACGUUUGGGUCCCUGAGGACAAAGAUUCCCAGCCGGGGUGCCCUUGAGCAGCUUCCCUCCAGACGGGAGUCAAGUCGGGAAAACCUCUUCAAUGUGGUCGACUGUAAACUACACUGGCAGAGACAGGGAGACUACCUCUGUGUCAGGGGACCCACACCAAAGGAACUAGGUUAGGAGGGGAGGGGGGGGGGCGGGGGGGGUGGGGGGAAGGGUGGGGGGGUGUAAAAUGUGACUGCAUUAUGUUAAAACCAUAUACAAGUUCCCUCCCCUCCCUCGGGUUGGUGCCCAAAUUUUGAGAUCUUAGGAGAAGAAAAAGGGGUUUGUUGAUGGUUUUAAUAAAGGGAGACCCGGAAUCCAAAAUGUUACACGAUAAACGGAGGGGGAACCUCAAAGACAGGCAGACAGAAACACACUCGACAGAAGGCGACAAAAACACACUCUGACGCAGAAGACAGAAACCACACUGACAGACAGACAGACAGACAGAAAACACACGACAACAGGCAGACAAAAACACAUUUUACAAACUGGGUAUGUAAACCCCAUGGGUGUAGUAACACCACUGGGGGUGUAUAACACCACAGGUGUGUAACACAACUGGUAUGUAACACCAUGGGUGUGUAACACCACUGGGUGUAGAAAACACCACUGGUUAGAAAACACCAUAGUACACCACUGGGUGUAGUAAAAAAACUAGUAACACCAGGGGUAUAGUAACACCACGGGUAUAGUAAACACCCAGAACCAUGGGUUAGAAACCCACGGAUUGAACCACCCAGAACACCACGGGUUGUAAAUCCCCUGGGUAAGAAACACCACUGGGUAUAUAAACCCUAUUAACACACUGGGUGUAUAACACCACGGGGUUUGUAACCCCACUAUUAAAACACCACUGGGUAUGUAACACCAUGUAACCCCCACUGGGUUAGUAACCCCAUGGGUAUAGUAAACCAUAGGUUAGAACACCAGGGUUAGAAAACCCCCACUAGAACACCCUGGUUAUAACACCACUGGGUAAGUAAACCCACAGGAUAGAAACCCCCUGGGUAUAAUAACACCACUAGGUAUAGUAACACCAUAGGUGUAGUAACACCACUGGUUAGUACACCACGGGGUAUAGUGAACACCACUGGUAUAGUAACACACUAGUAAAAACACUAGGUAUAGUAACACCAGGGAUGUAACCACUGUAAACCAUAGGUAUUAAACACUAUAACCUUGGACUGUAAACCAUAGUUGCACUGGUUGCACCAUGUCAAUAACAGCUAUACCUUUUGACUGUAAGACCAUGCCUUGCUACACUGUUGCAUGUUCAAAACAGGCUAUAGCCUUUUGACUGUAAACCACUUGUACUUUGCAUUUCAUCACUAUGCCUUUUGACUGUACGACCAUGCGAUGUGUGUUCCUAUUAGCUCUACAUGGAAAUGUCCGUUCCUUGUAUGCAUCAGAUUUUACCUGUAGCCAGUCAUUAUUAACUGGUUAAUGUAUUACCUGUACAUCCAUGUGGGUGUAGUAUAAAUCCCUUUCCCCCCUUGUGUAGGGACUUCUCCUGGGUCCCCCAUGGUGAUGACACACAGGUUGUAUAAAUCCUCCCUCCCCUUCUGUCAAGGUGAUCUCCUGUCCCCAGGUGGAUAACACACAGCGUUGUAGUAACCCCUGUCCUCCCCUCUGUAGACAUCUCCUGUGUACCCCAGGUGAUAACAUCACAGCGUUCUGGUAGUCCCUGAUAGACAAAGGUAACCACCAGGGUGUGACCUGAGCAGCUUCCCCAGUACAGGAAUCAGAGUCAGGAACCUCUUCAAUGUGGUCGACUGUAAACUACACUGGCAGAGACAGGGAGACUACCUCUGUGUCAAGGUGGACCGCACACCUAAAGGAACUCAGGGUUAUGAGAUGGGUGAGAGGCAUAGGGAAAAGGGGGGGGAAAGCGUGAGGGGGUGGGGAUGGGGGUGUAAAUGUUGACCUGCAUGUUGUUAGACACCCUAGUUUACAAGUUACCCCUCUAUCCCUCUCAGGUUGUGACCCAACUUUAGAUUCUUCACGAUAGUGAGAAGCAGGUUCCUGUUGACGUGGUCGAGAUGAAGGGAGACCCGGAAUCCAAAACUGGUACUACACUGACGAGACGGACAGACAGACAGACACACACUCUGACAAGACAGACAGACAGAAACACACUCUGACAAGACUGGGUAUAGUAACACCACUAGGUAUACUAACACCACUGGGUAUAGUAACCCACCCACUGGGUUAGUAACACCACUGGGUAUAGUAACACCACUGUAAACCACGGUAUAGUAACACCACUGGGUUAGUAACACCACUGGGUAGUAACACCACUGGGUAUAGUAACACCACUAGGUAUAGUAACACCACUGGGUAUAGUAACACCACUAGGUAUAGUAACACCACUAGGUAUAGUAACACCACUAGUAACACCACUGGGUGUAGUAACACCACUGGGUAUAGUAACACCACUGGGUAUAGUAACACCACUAGGUAUAGUAACACCACUGGGUAGUAACACCACUAGGUGUAGUAACACCACUGGGUGUAAGUAACACCACUGGUUAGUAAACACCACUGGGUAUAGUAACACCACUGGGUUAGUAACACCACUGGGUUAUACACCAACCACUGGGUAUAGUAACCCACUGGGUAUAGUAACACCACUAGGUGUAGUAACACCACUGGGUAUAGUAACACCACUAGUAACACCACUAGGUGUAGUAACACCACUGUAGUAACACACAACCACUGGGUUAGUACACCACCACUAGGUAUGUAAAAAAACACACUGGUAUAGUAACACCACUGGGUAUAGUAACACCACUGGUUAUCUAGUAACACCACUGGGUUUAGUAACACCACUAGUAUAACACUACCGCUUGUAAAUAGUAACACCACUGGUAUAGUAACACCACUAGUAACACCACUGGUAUAGUAACACCACUGGGUAUAGUAACACCACUAGUAACACCACUAGGUAUAGUAACACCACUAGGUAUAGUAACACCACUAGGUAUAGUAACACAACUAGGUAUAGUAACACCACUAGGUAUAGUAACACCACUGGGUAUAGUAACACCACUAGGUAUAGUAACACCACUGGGUAUAGUAACACCACUAGGUAUAGUAACACCACUGGGUAUAGUAACACCACUAGGUAUAAGGGUUAACACCACUAGUAACACCACUGGUAUAGUAACACAACUAGGUAUAGUAACACAACUAGAUAGUAACACCACUGGGUAUAGUAACACCACUAGUAACACCACUGGGUAUAGUAACACAACUGGGUAUAGUAACACCACUGGGUAUAGUAAUACCACUGGGUAUAGUAACACCACUAGGUGUAGUAACACCACUGGGUAUAGUAACACCACUAGGUGUAGUAACACCACUGGGUAUAGUAACACCACUGGGUAUAGUAACACCACUGGGUAUAGUAACACCACUGGGUAUAGUAACACCACUAGUAACACCACUGGGUAUAGUAACACCACUAGGUAUAGUAACACCACUAGGUAUAGUAACACCACUAGGUAUAGUAACACCACUGGGUAUAGUAACACCACUGGGUAUAGUAACACCACUAGUAACACCACUGGGUAUAGUAACACCACUAGUAACACCACUGGGUAUAGUAACACCACUAGGUAUAGUAACACCACUGGGUAUAGUAACACACACUAGGUAUAGUAACACCACUGGGUAUAGUAACACAACUAGGUAUAGUAACACAACUAGGUAUAGUAACACCACUGGGUAUAGUAACACCACUAGUAACACCACUAGGUAUAGUAACACCACUGGGUAUAGUAACACAACUAGGUAUAGUAACACCACUGGGUAUAGUAACACCACUGGGUAUAGUAACACAGCCACUGGGUAUAGUAACCAAAAACCCAUAGGUAUAGUAACCCACCACUGGUAUAGUAACACACUGGGUAUAGUAACACCACUGGUAUAGUAACACCACUAGGUAUAGUAACACCACUGGGUAUAGUAACACCACUGGGUAUAGUAACACCACUGGGUAUAGUAACACAACUGGGUAUAGUAACACCACUGGGUAUAGUAACACCACUAGUAACACCACUGGGUAUAGUAACACAACUGUGGUAUAGUAACACACUAGGUAUAUAACACCACUGGGUAUAGUAACACCACUGGGUAUAGUAACACCACUAGUAAACACCACUGGGUAUAGUAACACCACUAGUAACACCACUGGGUAUAGUAACACCACUGGGUAUAGUAACACCACUAGUAACACCACUGGGUAUAGUAACACCACUAGUAACACCACUAGGUAUAGUAACACCACUAGUAACACCACUGGGUAUAGUAACACCACUGGGUAUAGUAACACCACUGGGUAUAGUAACACCACUGGGUAUAGUAACACCACUAGUAACACCACUAGGUGUAGUAACACCAGUGUUGUCCCCCCCUAGCGGAGAGCAUCAUAGCGUUUGCGUGGGAGCCUAACGGCAGCAAGUUUGCCGUCCUGCACGGUGAAUCUCCCAGAAUCAACGCCUCCUUCUACCACGUCAAGAACAACGGGAAGAUAGAACUCAUCAGUGAGUAACAACCUUUACAUUAAAAUAUCACACAUAGAAAGGAACUCAAACCUUAAACAUUGUAUUGACUGUAUCUCUCUCCCCCUUCCUCUCUCCCCCUUCCUCUCUCCCCCCCUCCCCCCUCCCCCCCCUCCCCUCCUCCCCCUCCCUCCUCUCCCCCCCUCCCUCCUCUCUCCUCCCCCUCCUCCUCUCUCUUCCCCCCCCCUCCUCCUCCUCCUCCCCCUCCCUCCUCCCCCUCCCCCUCUCUCCCUCCUCCCCUCUCCCCUCCCCCCCUCUCCGUUCUCCCCUCUCGCCCGCUCUUCGACCUCCAUCUCUUCUGCUGCUCAGCCGCUCCAUCCCCUUCCUUCAUCUCGUGUCCCUUCCCUCUCCUCUCCUAUACCUUUCUCUACCUCCUCCUUCCCUUCCUCUGUCUCUCCUCCUCCCCAGAUUUUGACAGAGCAGGCCACGCAUCUUCUGGGUCCUCAGGACGUCAUGUGUUGGCUGGACUCAGAAGUUCUGACGUGCUGGAUAUUUAGACUGGCGAACCUGUCUCUUCAGUGUCUGUGGGUUAACCCCUUCCUCCUCCCCCAACAGAACCGGGCUAUUUGACUGGACGACCUGCCUCUUCAGUGUGUGUUAACCCUGUCCUCUCCCCCAGUAUGAACGGGGCGUAUUUAGACUGGACGACCUGUCUCUUCAGUGUGUGUGUUAACCCUGUGCUCUCCCCCAGUAUGAACGGGGCGUAUUUAGACUGGACGACCUGUCUCUUCAGUGUGUGUUAACCCUGUGCUCUCCCCCAGUAUGAACGGGGCGUAUUUAGACUGGACGACCUGUCUCUCCCAGGGUGUGUGUUAACCCUGUGCUCUCCCCCAGUAUGAACGGGGUGGAUUUAGAUGGACGACCGGUCUCUUUCAGUGUGUGUGGUCUAACCCUGUUGCUCUCCACCAGUAUGAAAGGGGACGUAUUUUGACUGGACGGACCUGGUACUCUUCAGUGAGGUGUAACCUGUGCUCUCCCCCCAGUAUGAACGGGGCGUAUUUAGACUGGACGACCUGUCUCUUCAGUGUGUGUGUUAACCCUGUGCUCUCCCCCCAGUAUGAACGGGGCGUAUUUAGACUGGACGACCUGUCUCUUCAGUGUGUGUGUUAACCCUGUGCUCUCCCCCAGUAUGAACGGGGCGUAUUUAGACUGGACGACCUGUCUCUUCAGUGUGUGUGUUAACCCUGUGCUCUCCCCCAGUAUGAACGGGGCGUAUUUAGACUGGACGACCUGUCUCUCUGUGUGUGUUAACCCUGUGCUCUCCCCCAGUAUGAACGGGGCGUAUUUAGACUGGACGACCUGUCUCUUCAGUGUGUGUUAACCCUGUGCUCUCCCCCAGUAUGAACGGGGCGUAUUAGGGCUGGGACCCUUCUCUUCACCUGUGUGGUUACCCUGUGCUCUUCCCCAGUAUGACGGGGAUCUACUGGGCGAGUACCUGGUCACCCUUCCUACCCUGACGCACCAUGAUAACAUGCUGAACACUGUACCCUGGCUGGUGGAGUCACAGGGUACCCCCCCCCCCCCCACACCUACACACAGAUACCUGGUCACCUCGGUGUCCUGGUGGAGUCACAAGGUAACCCCCCCCCCCCCACACACACACACACACACACAAUAAUACCUGGUCACCUCGGUGUCCUGGUGGAGUCACAAGAUACCCCCCCCCCCCCACACACACACACACACACACAAUAAUACUUAGUCACCUCGGUGUCCUGGUGGAGUCACAAGGUACCCCCCCCCCCCCCCACACACACACACACACACACAAGGAAUAAACUCCAACUGCCAUGUUUUUUAAAUGGAGGUCCAAAAGAAGGGUGGUUUGCACCACAACACGCAGACAGAACUUCAGAAAAUCCCUCGUUUUGUUGAUGUCCUUUUUCUGUAUUUAUUUGAGGUUGAAUAGAAGAACGGUGUGUUUUUUACCUGAGCCGUAUAAAGUGUAUUUGAAAGGGGUCGUCUCUCCACCAGGUGGACAACGCCUACUGGCUCUGGACCUUCCAGGGUCGUCUCCUCCAGAAGAACAACAAGGAUCGCUUCUGUCAGCUGCUGUGGAGACCUCGUCCCGCUACCCUGCUCACACAGGACACCAUCAAGGUACGUACUGGGUGGGGGGGGGGGGGGGGGGUUAAUGUGUGUGUGGCCCCAGUAUUUAUAAAGGGGAUUUACUCUGGCAUCAAUAUUGUUAAAACCAAAAGAAUCCAAAACUCGCUCAGUGUCUUGACAAGUAGUGACUUCUGUCUAAACUUCUGUGUGUUGAAAGAGUUUUGUUGUUAUGUGUCUAUGACUGCCUUGCCAUGGGCUUAGCUGGGACCCCUUGGUUUUGACAGUCGUGUAACAUGUUUCGUCUGGGUUUCCAUACGUGUAAUAAUGAAUAGAAUUACUCCCCAGGUGAUCAAGAAGGACCUGAAGAAGUACUCCAAGAUCUUUGAGCAGAAGGAUCGUCUGAGCCAGUCGAAGGCCUCUAAGGAGCUGGUGGACAAGAGGAGGAGUAUGAUGGAGGACUAUCGUAGCUACAGAGAGACUGCCCUGCAACAACACGAGGACCAGAAGUCCGCCCGCCUGCAACUCAGAGGAGGUACGUAGAACCCUCCGUCUCCACCUCUAUCGGCCCUGACACUUUCAUCCAACUGCCUCACUACAGAAACAGGAGAUAGACUCCUACCCUAUGGGCCGUUCUGGACCAGCAUUACUGCUACAGAAACAGGAGAUAGACUCCUACCCUAUGGUCCGUUCUGGACCAGCAUUACUGCUACAGAAACAGGAGAUGGACUCCUACCCUAUGGGCCGUUCUGGACCAGCAUUACUGCUACAGAAACAGGAGAUGGACUCCUACCCUAUGGGCCGUUCUGGACCAGCAUUACUGCUACAGAAACAGGAGAUAGACUCCUACCCUAUGGGCCGUUCUGGACCAGCAUUACUGCUACAGAAACAGGAGAUAGACUCCUACCCUAUGGGCCGUUCUGGACCAGCAUUACUGCUACAGAAACAGGAGAUAGACUCCUACCCUAUGGGCCGUUCUGGACCAGCAUUACUGCUACAGAAACAGGAGAUAGACUCCUACCCUAUGGGCCGUUCUGGACCAGCAUUACUGCUACAGAAACAGGAGAUAGACUCCUACCCUAUGGCCCGUUCUGGCUUGGACCAGGCUGACUAAGCGUAACCCCUGAACUCUCUCUGUCUCUAGGAGUGGACACUGAUGAGCUGGACAGUAACACAGAUGACUGGGAGGAGGAGACCAUCGAGUUUUUUAUCAACGAAGAAAUCAUUCCCCUCGGAGAGUAGUCCCCUACGCAGGUAACACACACACACACACUACCUAAACACACUACCUACACACACUAUCUGGCUGUGGUUUUGACGGUCUCUCUCCCUCCCUCUCUCCCUCUCCAGUUCCAUUUUUGCGUGGGGACUAGAGGGGGCGUUGCGUUGUCGACUGGAGGAGGAAAACCUACGCUCAGAAUCUUUGGAGUCGCCAGAGUUCCACCAUUCUCUCUUUGUGACAUCAUCAAAGCGUGCCUUGUGGUAUAGCGACUACAGCAAGCUAGCAACUGAAGGAGGGAGGGGGGAGGGAGGGAGGGAGAAUAGAAGAGUUCUCCCUAGUUAGUUUCUUCUCAUCUAGCCUCUCGCCUACUUUCCAUCCUUCUUAUCUUGGCUCCACCCCCUGCAGUCUUAACUGUCGUUACCAUGGGAACGGCCACACCUUACCAUAAGGAGAUGAGGACGGGGCGU
This is a messenger RNA of Coregonus sp. 'balchen', 18153 nucleotides long. Lineage: Eukaryota; Metazoa; Chordata; Actinopteri; Salmoniformes; Salmonidae. The record is from the annotation of a GenBank genome assembly.